Molecule: messenger RNA, 954 nt
Organism: Zophobas morio
Lineage: Eukaryota; Metazoa; Arthropoda; Insecta; Coleoptera; Tenebrionidae
Exons: 3
Coding region: 16-894 (292 amino acids)
Source: RefSeq, a predicted model, not a curated record
CAAAAAACUCCAAAAAUGGACUUCACACUCUUCGAGAAGCACAGCAGCCGCAGCUUCGCCAAGCCGCGCAAUUCGAAGACCUUCGCCUCUAAGGAACUCCUCGCCUUGCUGGAGCCGGACGAGCCCGACCCGGUCCACAUCGCCAGCAGCAUCAUGACCGAAAUCCUGGACACCACCCUCGAGAAAAUCUACGAGCGCGACAUGGAGCGCCAGACCAUCAAGUUCGUGGUCCACUGCGCCCACCAAGCCCUCUUGAAGGCCCUGCGCAUCCACUUCUACCAGCACAACGACUACAUCCGCACCGACCAGUUCUGGGGCUCCGACAAGCACCUGGCGCCGUCGUCGCCCGACUCGUGGUCCUUCCACCAGGUGCCGCUGAUGCCGGUGUCCAAGUACAUGUCGCCCACCGAGCUAGAGCUGAACACUCUGAGCCUGAUCAAGCUGCAGGUGGAGGACAAGGGCGGAGUGCUCGUGAUGGGCGACGCCGCCGACACGGAGAGCUUGCCCCCGGGCUUGCUGGAGGACGUGAGGGCCCUCAUCGACGAGAUGAUCGACAACGUGCCGAUCUCCGACGACGAGGAGACGCCGCCGAGCGUGUCCGAGAUCAGCGCGUUCACGCUGGUGGUCGAGGGGAUGGAGCACUACAGUAAAUUUAAGAUGAGGCCCCAGGUGUCGCGGCUGUCGCUGGGGCCGUCGUUGUCGUCCAGGUUGCCCAGGAUCGACGUGCCGGAGUCGGGGGCGUCGAGGAAGAUCCAAAGCUCGACGGAGCUGACGGGGGAGGCCAUGCAGAAGCUGCCCCCUAUUAGGACGGACGCCAGCCACAAGUGUCGCUCGCUGCUGAUGGUCGAGAGCACGAAGAAGCCCAAGAGCAAGAAGGACGAACAUAAUAAUUAAUUCUGACAUUUAUUUAUACAUUAUGUUUAAGAUAAUAAUUAUAUUUUUGCUAUUUUUUCA